AUGAUGCUAUACACUCCUCGUCCGAGGCUCCCUCCAACUCCUACUCCUGCACUCUUCCCUACCACCACCGUCUCUACAGCCUCUCGCUCCUCUGCUCGCCCUCCAGCAUCAACCGAGUCUCUCUCUUCCAAACCUACGAUAGCGGAAUCCAACAUCUCCAUCUCUACCGUCUCUGCCAAGUCUACCAAAUCAGUCGUCACCAUUCUUCCACCACACGCGAGCAGCCCGAAGCAUGCAGAGGGCAGGAAUAGACCAUCGUCGAUUACAAUCACCGUCACACCCAUCCGAGCUGAAUCACCUUCGCCUUCCGACAUCGAUGCGGAGAUGGGGAAACCCGGAUUGUCUUCGCCAAUGUCUGCUGCCUCAGACACCAUGACGAGUCGGCCAACGACACCAACAAGCCCCGUCCAGAUCCCAAAGCCAGGCAGCCGUAGCCGACACUUCGAUGCUGUCCAUCCCGUGCGACGCCAUAACACCCCUCGUCGCAAGGCCCCAAACAAUGUUCGCUCGCCGGAGUCUCUAUCGCCGUCGGUGGCGGCCUUGUUGGCUGUCACUGACAUCCCACGGCCCCGACGGGCGCAGCGGAAACCGCGUGGCCAGGACCGCUUGUUAACCGUCGAUGCCAUCAUUGCUAAUGAGAGCUCACUCUCAGAGAAGGAACUUAGCUGGUCGCUGAGUCGCGGCAGUCCGAUGGACGUGCUGAUGUCGCCUCCCGACAGCCUAGAUGAGGACUUCUUGGGCAGCGACUGCGGAAGCGUCCAUAUGGCCAGAACGCUUUCUGUCGAUUCCAUGCCAUCUCUUGGCAACUCUUUCGGCACCGAUGUGAUUUCCUCUGUCGAGUCCCCUCGAAGCUUAAGCCCUCAGUCUCUGCACCGGAGAAAGGUCAGCCCCAUUCGUAGGUCGCUUGGGCCCAUCCGCUCUCCUCCAGACAGCAUCGCCGAGCACCCACUCUCUCCUGAGCCAUCACGAGACGAAGAUGAGCUGGACACGCUGAACCUUCCAAGUCCCGAGGACGACCAACCAACUUCAUACCAGUUCAUACAGUUCAAGCCGCUCCGGGCAGUCUUCAAGUCCAAUCUUACAGCAUCACUACGAGCGCUGCGAUCAGCAGCCAAAUCCUUCUCAAGCAUCAACUUUCCAUCUAUUCCGCCCGAUGAUCUCAUUACCCGCUCUAUCCUCACCAUGGACCCCAAGGUGCCCUACGCUGACGAGCGUCGACCACCCGUCACGGAGGAAAUACCAUCUGCCGAACUACGCCGGUACCUGAAUCCAACCACCAGGCUGUCGCGUGAGACGCAGUCUCGACCUCUGCAACAGCCCGGCACUUUUGCCGCAUCCAUUCAAAUGCAAACCUACAAAAUUCAGCGCACACGACCCACAGAUGCCGCGGCGCGCAAUGCGUAUCCAUCCACCUCACCGCUAUCUCCAUCGACUCCCGCGAGCCAGCCUGCGCAAACGCCGGUCCAAGAUUCAGUCCCUCCGCUUCCUGCUAUGCGACAGCGAGAGAUGCGAGAGAAUCCCGACUUCAUUCGCAUUGCCGUUAUGGAAAUGAUUAUGCGCCGGCGAGGCAAGCUGGACAAUAGCAAGCCUGGACGUGCGCGCUGGGCACUGCCACCCAGAAAGACAUCGACUAAACCCUAUGAGAUUGGGGCCGAUGGUGUUCCAGAGCGAUGGAUUCCUCUGCCAAUUGCUGACUAG
Trichoderma breve is the source of this 1698-nucleotide messenger RNA. RefSeq lists its product as uncharacterized. The coding region runs from base 1 to 1698 and encodes 565 amino acids. The record is from RefSeq and is a predicted model, not a curated record. Lineage: Eukaryota; Fungi; Ascomycota; Sordariomycetes; Hypocreales; Hypocreaceae. The transcript has a single exon.